CGGGGUUUCACUCACGCACGGCUCUUGACUUUCUACCACAAUGUAUCGCUCUUCAGCCACCAGAGCGGCAUCUUCUCUUGCUGCGACACGUCGAUCCAUUUCAGUUCAGUCUUUGUUACACGGUUCUCCAGAGGCCAAGAAGGCCGGUGAGGUUGACAUCCUCCAGCAUUCCCGUCUUGUUGGUCGCGGCAAGUACGUUCAUGGCUUUGAAGUACACCGCGUCAAGUCCGACAAGACGGAUGAGUAUAAAGUCGCAGCCGAGAAAUAUUACACAGGCCUCCUUAAGGAUCCUGACAUGAAAGUGAAGUUGACAGGUAGCUGGGAGACCCUUGUUGGGGAGCAAGACACGUUCUUUCAUAUCCUUGAAUAUGAGAACUAUGGUGGAUACGACAAGUCGAGCGCACUGGCACGGACAUCGGAGCACUUGAAAGCGUAUCAGGCGAUGUUGCCGUUCAUCAAUUCACGGUUCUCUCAGUUGAACCAGGAGUUUGCGUUCUUCCCGACUGCUCCACCGCGCGCGCAAGGCGGUAUUUUCGAGCUGCGAUCAUAUCAGUUGAAAGCAGGCACUUUGUUGGAAUGGGAACACACCUGGCGAAGAGGCAUCGAGGCACGGCGCAAGCACGUCGCUCCAGUCGGCGCGUGGUUCUCGCAGGUUGGACGACUCAACCAGGUACACCAUAUGUGGCAGUAUCCAAACCUGGCGACUCGUAAAGAGACGAGAGAGAAUGCAUGGCAAGUUGAUGGGUGGGCAGAAACCGUAGACAAGACGUCGCAAUUGGCCAAAUUUAUGGAUGCGUUCAUUCUCGCCCCUCUACCGUACAGCCCACUGAAGUAAGGGUCGAGACAGUCAGGAACCAGCGCAUAAUGAAUGGGCUGUCACAGACACAGAUCUCUGGCGGUGGCUGACUGUGCGCUUUGCAUGACAUGGGGUAAGAUAAAAGUGACCAGCUUGUAUUAACAUGCGAUUCAACGGCGAUAUAAGGGACCGAGUGGCAACCAUGUUCUGCCGUUGAGCAGCACGGCAGCCGACGGUGAUUGCAAGCGUCCACUCGCAUCAAAGUCAGGACGGAAAAUACAUCACAUCAACAAAGCUCGGACAUGUCGCCCGAUCGGCUCAUGUCGGACCGGAGUCAACGCUGAUUGGCUC
Messenger RNA from Guyanagaster necrorhizus, 1147 nucleotides. Its product is annotated as NIPSNAP-domain-containing protein. The coding region runs from base 41 to 835 and encodes 264 amino acids. The record is from RefSeq and is a predicted model, not a curated record. Gene Ontology annotation, cellular component: mitochondrion. NCBI's taxonomy places the organism in Eukaryota, Fungi, Basidiomycota, Agaricomycetes, Agaricales, Physalacriaceae. The transcript has 9 exons.